AUGUCUGCCACCGUUGGGGCCUCUACGGGGCGCAAGGACCGGGAGUACGCGGUCUCCGUCUUCGCUGGCUGCUUCGCUGGCUUGUGUUCCACGUGUGUCACAAACCCACUGGACACCAUCCGCGUCCGUCUCGCCGCGAGCCGCAGUGCCACCGGAAGGUCGCACAGAAGCCUUGUCUACACCGUGAAGGAUCUUUUUGGUGAGGGUGUCGUGCACGCCUUCUCUCGCGGUUUGGGCGCGAACAUGAUGGCGUCCCUUCCCUCUAACGGCAUUUAUCUGCCAUCAUACCGUUUCCUGCAGCAGGAGCUCGAAGUUCUUGGCUUCGACGAACGCGUCAGGCCUGUUGUGAGCGCACUCGGUGCUGUGUGCGCAACGAACCUGACACUUGCCCCUCUUUUUCUGGUGCGCACGCGUGUACAGGUGGACGAUAGACUGACGAUACGUCAGGUUUUCAGGGACGUCCUGCACCGCGAUGGUGUGGGCGGAUUCUACCGCGGCACACUGACAAACAUUGGCGGGCGCUUCGUUGAGGAAGCUCUCUUCUGGAGCAUCUACGAGCUUCUGAAGCGCCUGACCAACGAGGGCUCAUUUCAUGACAAGGGGAGCUUCUUCAUGGCCUCGGCGGCGAUGUUGUCGCUCACAAUGUUUUCAAAACUCGCGGCAGCCACAUUGGCGUACCCGUACAACGUCGUCAUGACACACUUGCGCACUGUCAACCACGUGACAGGAAAGCACGAGCACACACAGUUUAUCCAGACCGUAAGGCACGUUUACCGCGAUGAUGGCAUUACCGGCUUCUACAAGGGCCUAUCCCCGCAACUGCUGCGCAGCGUCAUCAGUAAAGCGACACAAAUAUACGCGUUUGAGGUUGCAAUGUACGCGUACUACUGCGUCAGUACACGGACGUCGCCCACACUUACCUCUGUCACUGCUGCGGCAGUGUCAGAGACGGAGUGA
Messenger RNA from Trypanosoma grayi, 957 nucleotides. Its product is annotated as putative mitochondrial carrier protein. The record is from RefSeq and is a predicted model, not a curated record. Bases 1 to 957 code for a protein of 318 amino acids. Lineage: Eukaryota; Euglenozoa; Kinetoplastea; Trypanosomatida; Trypanosomatidae. Gene Ontology annotation, biological process: pyrimidine nucleotide import into mitochondrion. The transcript has a single exon. Gene Ontology annotation, cellular component: mitochondrion. Gene Ontology annotation, molecular function: pyrimidine nucleotide transmembrane transporter activity.